Molecule: messenger RNA, 2290 nt
Organism: Cololabis saira (Pacific saury)
Lineage: Eukaryota; Metazoa; Chordata; Actinopteri; Beloniformes; Belonidae
Gene: znf750
Product: zinc finger protein 750
Exons: 3
Coding region: 150-1976 (608 amino acids)
Biological process (GO): epidermis development; positive regulation of transcription by RNA polymerase II
Cellular component (GO): nucleus
Molecular function (GO): promoter-specific chromatin binding; RNA polymerase II cis-regulatory region sequence-specific DNA binding; DNA-binding transcription activator activity, RNA polymerase II-specific
Source: RefSeq, a predicted model, not a curated record
UACACUUUCACCGACGCACUCUCAAGUCUCUCAGCACGUAUUGUACCGGGGCAUCCUGACCAGGUACUGGCGGUGACUGUCACCUGGGGACCAACCUGGGGACUAAAGUGGGAGAAUACACUGCUGCAUCGAGUAGUAGGAGAGUCGAGAUGGACGCUAUAUCAGAGCGCAAGCCAAAAAGACCCCACUACAUCCCCCGACCGCCAGGCAAGCCUUUCAAGUACCAGUGUUUCCAGUGUCCUUUCACCUGCAAUGAAAAAUCCCACCUCUUCAACCAUAUGAAAUACAACUUGUGUAAAAACUCCAUCUCCCUGGUGUCACAGAAAAAUGGGCAAACAGCCCGCCAGAUCAAGGCUUUUGAAAAGGGAGCUGCUGAGAAAUCUAUUGAUAGUCUAGAUGUCCCCUCAGAAACUCUGAACGAAGGUCCUAGGAAACAAGGAGCUGAAGAGGACACGCCAGAGCUCAGAGAUGAUACGGAAGAACUAGACGUCGGGUCGGACAGUCCUGUCAAUAUAAGCGAGUCAAGACAGAGUCCACGCACAGAGACGGAGAACAGGGAAAGCAAUGACACCAAAGAUCUGCCGCGCACAUCUGCCUUUUCCCUUGUCACACCCAACCGUGACGGAGCCGAGGCCUUAAAGUCACCUGUUCAGCCGGCGAAGGAAGCACAAGCUCCUGCAAUCAGCCACGCGAGCUUUCCGUGGGGCAUGAUUCCAACAACGGCUGACUUAAAACCACUCCCCUCUCUCAUGGUUCCCGAGUACACUCCUUAUACUUUGUCUAACCGGCCCCUGUAUCCACCAUAUUACCACCCAGGACAUGUGAAUGAGCCCAACUCUUCUUCUUUCCAGCAAGAGUUUCUAGAUCCCCAAAGACCUGUGGUACAGCAACCCAUCCCACCACCACAUGCAUCACCCUUCCACCCUUAUCCAUACAGAUAUUGUCACACUCUUCACCCCGGCCCUGCUCUGCAUUACACCCUAUACAGACCCCAAGAGCUUCCCAUGCCAAUCGCAGCACCCAGCUAUCAUCCUUUGGAUUUCUAUGGCCAAACUCUCGGCCACAAGGAUUAUGACGUUUACAUGUUUUCGCGUCCCAGUCACAACCGUCCGCAUAACUCCACUCAAGAAGAUAUCCACCACGGCCAAAACGCGGAAAAGGCAACAAGCCAAAGCCCUAAAGAGGGGUAUUCAGCUUUAGGCUCCCCUGACAAACCCAGUCAGGCAAACGUCAUACAGAGAGAUGCAGAAGCUUCACAGUACACCGUCGAGGGGGAGUCACAGACCAUCCUCCAGCUUGGACACACAGCAACAGCCAUGGAUCUUAUCAAAAAAGAGCAAAGACAGGGGUCUGCAGAAACCUCACUGCAGUUAAGACCUCAGCACAUGGAUAAGGGGUCAGCUGAGAGCAGUCGACUUUCCCCGGCGUCUGUGCCAGAGCCAUGUCCCAGGACCAUGUCAGAACAAGAUGACGAGGACGACACAGACGAUGUGGCACCCCUCAACCUCUCAACGAAAAACCAGGGUCAAGAAAAACAAACCCAGCACUUACCGAGUGCUGCAGACGCAGUCAAACUGAAGGACAAUGAGCUUCCUCUGAACCUCAGCCUUCGACCCUCUCAAGUAAACUCGGCACAGAGCUCCACUUUAAACACCUCAGAUCUUUCACAGAAAGUUGACAGAGAUCAGGAUGAAGAAACAUGUGACCAGAGGCAGACUGCAGCUCUGGCUCUCUGUCAGCUUGCAACGGCAAGUUCUGCUGUCUCCUCUUGUAACUUCACUACUGCGAGCAAGCCCUCAGAAGAAUAUGUGGACUCCACAAGUCCAGUUACCCUAAAGACUACCAAACCCACAACCAGGACCAAAGCAACAGGGUUGAAAAGACAGAAGAGCGGCCAAGUCGAGGGCAAAUGCCUUAAACGGAACAAGAGAGCAAAAGCAACCGGGAGGUCUGUGAGGAGACCUCGUUGCUGCUGAUAACUAGAAUAUAGAUAUAUAAGAAAGAAAGACUUGUUGCAAACAUUUUUUUUGUUGUUCAAAUGUAAAGAUUUUAUUUCAUAUGUAUGUGGAUACUGUAAAUGUUUUGCUCUUAAAACUGUUUUAUAGAUUUAAAAGAGGGAUGAAAUAGGGUCUUAUUACUCACAACAGGCACAUUUAUUAUGUAAAAUGGACACAUUUGUAUUAUAGACAAACAUUAGUUAAGUAUUAAUAAAAUAUUAUUGAACUUUAUUAUGUAAAUUGGUAACAGAGGCUGCAUUGUAAAUCUAUAUAAAGAUAUUGAAUAAAGAAAU